CAUUUCUUUAAACGCUUUACAGCUUUUUUACUUCAAUUCCAUUCCAAGUCUAAAUACCAUAGUGAUAAAAUUCCAAUAUUUCUCGAGUCUAGUCAGGUCUGGUCUUAGUUCAUUCUUUGGGCAGAAAACUUUUGGGUUAGAUUGUUCUGAAUCCGCAAAAAGAGAGAAGAAAACGAAGAUGGCGGACGAGAAAGAUGCCACGUCAGUGCCACUCAGUCAAAGCGUUGAUGAAGAAGAUCCCGAAAACCCAGUUAAAUCUUCCCCCAAUUCGUCCAAUUCUUCCACCCGUAAGGCUUGCUGUUUCUUCCUUCAAAGUUGGGUUUCGAAGAAGUUCAUGACUGGAUGUGUGGUACUCUUCCCUGUUGCAGUUACGUUUUUUGUCACAUGGUGGUUUGUUCAGUUUGUUGAUGGUUUCUUCAGUCCACUAUAUGAGCAACUGGGCAUUGACAUUUUUGGACUUGGAUUUGUCACAUCCUUAGUUUUUGUCUUCCUUGUUGGCGUUUUUGUAUCAUCAUGGCUGGGUGCCACAGUUUUCUGGAUUGGAGAAUGGAUUAUCAAGCGAAUGCCUUUUGUGAAACAUAUUUACUCGGCCUCCAAGCAAAUCAGUGCUGCUAUUUCUCCUGACCAAAACACAACUGCAUUUAAAGAAGUUGCUAUUAUCCGUCACCCACGUGUUGGUGAAUAUGCCUUUGGAUUUAUCACUUCCACAGUCCUCCUUCAGAGAGAUGAUGGAGAUGAAGAAUUGUGUAGCGUAUUUGUUCCAACAAACCACUUGUAUCUUGGUGACAUAUUGUUAGUCAACUCUAAGGAUGUCAUAAGGCCAAAUUUGUCAAUUCGUGAAGGCAUAGAAAUCAUCGUUUCUGGCGGCAUGACAAUGCCACAGAGGAUAUCUCCUGCAGACCGAGUUGCUCGACAAAAUGAAAGAAUCCCUCUAAACAGAAUUGUUUGAUUGUCAGAGUAGUGAUUUUUUUGAUUUAUAACAACCAUUCCAUUGUAUUAUACCCGAAGUCCUGGUUGGUGACAGGAAGUUAGAGUUAAACUCGCCAGUUUAAUCUGAUUGACUGUUGAAAACUUGCAUGAAACCAGAUACCUAUAUAUUUCACACACUGGUUGUAUA
Coffea eugenioides is the source of this 1117-nucleotide messenger RNA. Its product is annotated as protein LIKE COV 2-like. The transcript is spliced from 7 exons. The record is from RefSeq and is a predicted model, not a curated record. Lineage: Eukaryota; Viridiplantae; Streptophyta; Magnoliopsida; Gentianales; Rubiaceae. The coding region runs from base 179 to 949 and encodes 256 amino acids. Gene Ontology annotation, cellular component: Golgi apparatus.